Messenger RNA from Paramecium tetraurelia, 1911 nucleotides. RefSeq lists its product as uncharacterized. Gene Ontology annotation, molecular function: protein binding. The record is from RefSeq and is a predicted model, not a curated record. Lineage: Eukaryota; Ciliophora; Oligohymenophorea; Peniculida; Parameciidae. The transcript has 3 exons.
AUGGAUUAAGAAAGAAGACGACGAUGGGUUCAAACCUAAUAACAAAAGCUGGAAGAUAUCAGAUUACGGAAGUUGUCUCCAGUCUACUAGCUCAAAACUGAAAAUAUAAGAUUAAGUAAAACCGAAAAGAUUAUAUAAUUGAAAUAGCCAGAAAUGUUAAGGCAUUAACAAACUAUGGCUAUUGAUGAAUAUAUUUCAAAAGGGGAUUGCAAACUAAUCUUUUUACAAUAAUAAAAUGAAGACAUUGGAUUCAAAACAUUUACAGAAAUGAUGAAGACCAAUUCUAGUUGGUGGGGUAAAGUGGAUCAAUUAAAUCCAAAUGAAUCUACACUUAAAAAUAGAUUGCAAUUCAAUCAGCUAUAAGCUAAUCAAUUUACAAAUAAAUUAAAUAGAAAAUGGACAAGCACAGUAAAGGAAAUUACUGGGUUGAUUAAUAAAUAGUAGGAGUUAUAACAACUCUAAAAAGUAAAGAAAAUCAAAUUGAAACCAAAACCUAUUCCAUAAGUAGAAGAGGAUGAACAAAAAGAAGAUGAUAAUAAUAAAUAAUUGGAUCCUUCCUCCACUUUUGUUAAAGUCUUCUGGUUCAACAUCUAAAUUAAUGAAUGGAAACCGCCUGUCAGAGAGGGAUGCUCAGUCACUUACAUUCCCUCUCUAAAUAAGGCAUAUAUGUAUGGAGGAAUUGGUAAUGAUCUAUUUAAGAAUUUUAUUGCAUUGAAUACUCAAACAUGGACAUGGAAAGACAUAGGAGUAGGCAAAGGAGAAGCACCAGUUGAAGGAAGAUUUGGACACACUGCCACAUUGUACAAGCAAAGUGUAAUCAUAUAUGGAGGUGAAAAAAAGUUUAACAAUGUAAUGAGGAUUAGAGAAUGCUAUAGCGAUGUUAGGAUGUUCAAUCCAGCAGAAAAAUUGUGGACUCAAAUUAAGACAUUUGGUGAUCUUAUAGAAGGAAGGAGGAACCAUAUAGCAUAAUGUGUUGGAAAAUACUUUAUUAUUUAUGGAGGAAUUAAUUCUUUUGGCAAAGUCUUAAGUGAUGUUUGCAGUUUGAAUUUAGAAACUAAUAAAUGGAAUAUGUUGUAAAUAGAAAAUUAAUCUCUCGAAGGGGUUUCAGAUGCAGCUUCUGCUUCCUUGUUCAAUGGAGAAGUCAAAAUGGAGAAUCCUUACUUUAGCUAUGAAUGCAAUAAGAAGAAAGGAAAGUAUCCCAAUGUUACUUAAGAGGGAAUAUAUGUAUUUGGAGGCAGAAUGCAGAAUGGAGAGGCUACAAACGAUUUGAGAGUCAUUUAAUUCGGAUUUAAACCUAUUAGAAUCAUUAAACUAAAAACUAAAGGGUAAGUCCCAGUCGCUCGUUAUUCUCAUAGUCUCAAUUACUACUAUAAUUUGAAUGCUCUAAUUGUUUACGGAGGUAGAAAUGAUUCAAAAGAGGAGAACAUCCUUAAUGAUUUAUAUGUUUUAUAAUUGAUGUAGAUGAAUUGGGUGCUCGUUUAAUAAAUUGGAGGGUUUAAAUAUGGUAAAUUCAGUCACUGUAGUAUUUCAAUAGACUCCAAAAUCUUAAUUUUUGGAGGCUACACUCAGAAUGUUUAUGCUAAUGCUGACAUUCAAUUAAUCGAAUUAGACCAACAUAAAGUAACUAAGAUGAUUAAGGAAACCAAGGUUAACAAUUAAUUGACAAUAAACAGCUUAGACUUACUGACCAAUGCCAAUUUGAAGGUUUUUAAGACUGAAUACUAUUAAGAUAAUGUGGAUAUAGAAUAGAAUGAAACAAAUAAACCUUUUGACACAAUGAAAAUGAGUUCAAUGAACCUUAAGACAUUUAUUCCUAUACCAAAUAAACCAAGUUCUUAAUUGAUGCAAGAGUAUAAAUUAUUAAGAUUAAACUCUAAAUUUUCCAAGACUAAUAUAUUUUAAAGCAUAUGA